Messenger RNA from Cladophialophora immunda, 1393 nucleotides. RefSeq lists its product as uncharacterized. The record is from RefSeq and is a predicted model, not a curated record. Gene Ontology annotation, molecular function: NAD binding; oxidoreductase activity, acting on the CH-OH group of donors, NAD or NADP as acceptor. The transcript has a single exon. The coding region runs from base 78 to 1262 and encodes 394 amino acids. NCBI's taxonomy places the organism in Eukaryota, Fungi, Ascomycota, Eurotiomycetes, Chaetothyriales, Herpotrichiellaceae.
CCUGAAUUUACGAUCCCCUCGCUUCGUCGUCGGGAAGAAAGAUACAUGUGGAGUCUGUGAUAUCGCCUGGGAGCUAUAUGAGAUUCAUGAGCAGAGCGGUGCACAGAUUGACAUCCACAGCCAACAUCCUCGCACCAUCCCGCCCGAAUACUACUAUUCGAUUCGUGCCUGGAAUAAAGCCACAGCGAGUAUCCGCAUCGACCAUGUCUUCCUCGACCCCGGUCAAGCUCGCCAUACUGGACGACUAUGCCUCGAUCGCGCUCCCGCACUUCCAGGCCGUGCAGGGCCAGGUCCAGAUCGACACGUUCCCGACCACACUCAACGCGCGCAUCCCAGCCGAGCACACCCAACUCGUCGAGCGGCUGAAGCCGUACACGGUCAUUUCGUCGAUGCGCGAGCGCACGCUCUUCCCGCGCUCGGUGCUCGAGCAGCUCCCGAACCUGAAGCUCCUGUUGACCACGGCCAUGAAGAACGCGGCGAUCGACCUGGCCGCGUGCAAGGACCUAGGCAUCACGGUUGUCGGGACGACGCCGAAGCCCAACGCCGUCAAGGGCUACGACGCGACUAAUGAAAUCACCUGGGCCCUGAUUCUGGGCUUCGCAAAGGACGUCGUCCACGGCGACACGGUGAUCAAGUCGGCCUCCGCAGGCUGGCAGACGCACCUCACGUUCGGGCUGGCGGGCAAGACGCUCGGCCUGCUGGGACUGGGCAAGCUGGGCACGCAGUGCGCCGUGACGGGCGUGCUGGGGUUCGGGAUGAAGGUGCUGGCGUGGUCGAGCUCGCUGACGCAGGAAAAGGCCGACGAGGCGGCGCAGUCGCGCGGCCUGCCCAAGGGCAGCUUCCAGGUGGCCGGAUCAAAGAAGGAGCUGUUCGAGCGCGCCGACGUGCUGAGCGUGCACUACGUGCUCUCGGACCGCAGCCGGGGCAUCGUGGGCGCCGCCGAGCUCGCCGCCAUGAAGAAGUCCGCCUUCCUGGUCAACACGUCGCGCGGCCCGCUCGUCGACGAGCCCGCCCUCGUCGCCGCCCUCGAGGCCGGCACCAUCCGCGGCGUCGCCCUCGACGUCUUCGACACCGAGCCACUCCCCAAGGACACGCCCUGGCGGCGCAGCGGCUACUGGGGCCAGGACGGCAGGAGUCGCAUCCUGGUCAGUCCGCACAUGGGCUACGUCGAGGAGGAGACCAUGAACAGCUGGUACGAGCAGCAGGGUCGCGCCGUGGCGAGCUGGAUCAAGGGGGAGGAGGUCAAGGGCAUCAUGCAAUAGUCGGGUCGAUGUGCGAGUGAGCGGGUGAUGGGAGUGGUGGAGGGGAAGUUUUAGGGAAUUGGGCAGGUAUCGUAUAUAGAAGUACCCAUGGCGUCCUGUGAGAUAGGAACAAAGCUCGAGUGCUACAGUUU